ACAUACAUUGGUUAGUCGGCAUCGUCGGUCGUACGAUGAUAUAUCUGUGCCUUGGCUUCCAUUCUUUCGAUCCCAAUCAUAAGAAUUGCAGUGCACGUGCUGCCACUUCUGACCCUCGUGCCUCGUUUGGUUCGGAAAGUUCCAGAUACCGUCACCUUAAAAACAUCAACGCGCAGACUCGGCGAUAAACUCAACUUCUCCUAAGCCCUUCCUGCCAUUUCCAACAUGUCGUCGGCCGCAAUCUUUGGCAGCACCGGCCUCGUCGGCUCACACAUCCUCUCGACCCUCCUCGCGAGCGAAUCCGCCUUCGCGACCGUGCAUACCGUCUCCCGCCGGGCGCCCAAGUCGGAGGGGCCGAAGCUGCACGCGAUCGUCGAACCCGACACUUCGCAGUGGGUCAGCAAGCUCACGUCGAUCAGCCCCGCGCCGACGACGGUGUUCUCGGCGCUGGGGACGACGCGGGCGCAGGCGGGCGGCAUCGCUGCGCAGUGGAAGAUCGACCACGACCUGAACGUGGAGCUUGCGCGAGCGGCGCGCGAGGCGGGCUCGCGCGCCUUCGUCUUCGUCUCCAGCGCCGGCACGGGGGGCCUCAGCGGGAUGGCGCCCUACUCCAAGAUGAAGCGCGGCGUCGAGGAAGCCGUCGAGGCCGCCGGGUUCGAGCACGCCGUCGUCCUGCGCCCGGGCCUGAUCAUCGGCGACAGGGAGGUGCCGCACCAGGGGGGCCCGCUGCUCAACGGCGUCGUGAGGGGGCUGGGCAGGUGGUGCGGCCAGUGGGCCCAAGACAAAAUCGGGCAGGACGCCGAGGUCAUUGCUAGGGCGGCGGUGCACGCUGCGAGGAUCGCAGAGGAGGGCAAGGCGCCGAGCAAGUACUGGGUUUUGGAGCAGGCCGAUAUUGUGAGGUUGGGGAGGACGGAGUGGAAGGACUGAGAGGGGCCGGAUACGCCGAGGAUGUCGACAGAGUUGGACUCCAUGAGUUGGAACUCACGAGCAUGGACUUGUCGAGCAGCAGAGAAGGACGCGAGCAGGAGCUGAUACCCACUAUAAGCCUGACGGAAGGAGAAGAGAUAUAAUUAUAUAAUUGGCAGAUCUAUCUAUCUAGCCUCACUAGAGGUACUACAGGAUGCUACGCCGCUCUCUUAAUAUGGACAGAGUUCCUACAACUUACCAGAGGAGGGAGAUUAUUUGCAACUCGAAUUCACCUACAUGUGCUUGCUCUCGACUGGCGACAAGAAAAGGCCCAGCCGAACAUUCGUUAUUCUGCCUCUACCACAGUUGGGAAGUAUCAACUACAGCCGCUGU
Phialemonium atrogriseum is the source of this 1299-nucleotide messenger RNA. Its product is annotated as protein FMP52, mitochondrial. Lineage: Eukaryota; Fungi; Ascomycota; Sordariomycetes; Cephalothecales; Cephalothecaceae. Gene Ontology annotation, cellular component: cytoplasm. The transcript has a single exon. Gene Ontology annotation, biological process: import into nucleus. The record is from RefSeq and is a predicted model, not a curated record. Bases 226 to 927 code for a protein of 233 amino acids.